AAUGGAAUUAUAAAAAUACUAAAAUAUAUCUAUUAUAUUUUAAUUAAUAUUAUAAAAUUUUAAAAUAAAAAUAUUUUCUAUAAUUUUAAAAAUUAAAAACUAUAACUUACUAAAUAUAAUUUUCAUAUUUAUUAUAAUAUUAUGAUUUUUGAUAUUUUUAUAAUUAUAUAAAAUGUAAAUAUUGUUAAUUUAUUAUUUAACCGCUGAUGUAUUUGGUAGUUAAUCAGUCAUAAGUAUACCGCAAACGUACAAAUUUCUAACCGCAUAACCAGUCGUACAAAUUUCUUAAAACCGCUAGAAACCGCAACCAUCCGCAUCCGCAAACACCCGCAGCCGCAACCGCAACCGCUGCGUUUGAACCAGUCAGACCUUAAUAAAGUGAAAAUUCAAAAGCAAUGGAGCAUUGGGUGAAAAUUGAUUUGUUUUUCACUGCGACUAAUGGCUUCGAUGAUCAUACGAAUUAAAAAAAAUACUUCGGUAAUUUAGGACUAGGGGCAUCUGUGGGAUUAUGAAAUGUCCAACAGUGGUUUCCUAUAUACCUAAUUAAAUUUAGUUUUAUAGGUGUGUAGUGCAAAUUCCAUUUUUUUAAUUGACCGAUCCCUGUGCUACAAAAAACAAUUAAUAUAAAAAAUAUAAGAAACGUGGUGCACAGCCUGGCUUAUGCAAAACACAACGUGGGCUGCUCACGUUCUACAUCUUUUGACUUUGGACUCCAUAAAAGCUCCAGGUAGAUGUGCACACAAAGCUACAAAAUCAGAAAAAAGCGACAAGAUGUUUACUUUGCUUUCGUUCGCUCUGGUCGUCGGAUUCAUUGCAGCGGCUUUUUAUCUUUUUCGAUCAAAGCUGAAUGUUCCACCAAGUCCGAUAGGUUUCCCGGUGAUCGGACACCUCCACCUGCUCAAAGAUCCAGUUCACCGUUGCCUGCAUGACCUCUCUCGAAACCUCGGUCCAGUGUUUUCGCUCAAGCUAGGCUCUUGUCGAGCCGUGGUCGUCACGUCAGCUUCCGCAGCGGAGGAGUUUUUAUCUCACGAAAAUGAUGUUGUUUUCGCAAACAGGCCUAUCAGUACUUUGGGUAAAUACGUUGCUUACAACAACUCUAUAGUCAGCGUAUCUCCCUACGGAGACCACUGGCGAAACCUCCGCCGUAUCUGCACCGUGGAGAUCUUCUCCGCCGCUCGUCUCAAAGAAUCGCUCGAGAUCCGGAGAGACGAAGUGAGGUCUCUCGUUCAGACGAUCCACAAGGCGACGACAUCAGGAGGAGGAGACAACUCUGUCCGUGUGGAGCUACGACCGUUGCUCUCUGGGUUUACUUUGAACGUCCUUAUGAGAACGGUCGCUGGAAAAAGAUACUACGGCGAGGAUAACGCGGAAGCAAAGGAAGUGCGGGAGCUGAUAAGCGAAACGUUCGAGCUCGCAGGGUGUACUUAUGCUGGUGACUUUCUUCCGAUUCUGAAGCUGUUCGAUUACAAUGGAUACGUUACGAGAGUGAAGACACUUGGCUCCAAAUUGGACAAGUUUCUGCAAGAACUGGUGGACGAGCACAGAGGAAACAGAGGAAAAACAGAGUUCAAGAACACAGUGAUCACUCAUUUGCUUACUCUUCAAGACUCGCAACCUGAGUACUACACUGACGAGAUCAUCAAAGGACUCGUAAUGGUGAUGAUAGUUGCCGGGACCGACACAACGGCAGUGACAUUGGAAUGGGCUAUGGCUAACCUUGUAAAGUAUCCAGAUGUUCUAGCGAAAGCUAAGACGGAGUUAAACAAUGUCGUCUCAAGUAAAGGGCGUUUGAUGGAGGAAUCUGAUACAAGCAAUUGUACAUAUCUCAAUAAUGUGAUCUCCGAGACUCUUCGACUGUAUCCUGCUGGGCCAAUGCUGGUCCCACAUGAAUCUUCCGUUGACUGCAAAGUAGCUGGUUAUGAUAUUCCACGUGGUACAUGGCUAUUCAUCAACGCGUGGGCUAUUCAGAGAGAUCCCAAGGAAUGGGAUGAACCUGAGGCUUUUAAGCCGGAAAGGUUCGACAGUGAAGAAUUAAAGACCCAUCAUGGUAAGUUUCUACCAUUCGGAAUAGGUAGAAGAGCGUGUCCUGGAAUGGGGCUGGCCCAAAUUGUAUUGAGCUCAGCUUUAGGGUCGUUGAUCCAGUGUUUCGAUUGGGAGAGGGAUGACGAGAUGGCAGUUGACAUGUCGGAAGGAACCGGUCUUACCAUGCCUAAAGCUGUGCCUUUAGUUGCCAAGUGCAAGUCUUCACCAAUCCUAGACAACGUUGUAUUCUAAUUUCUCUUAAUGUGUUUUUAUCGUGAUCCUACACAACGUUGGAAGGUCAUUUUACAUUGCUAAUAAGAAAACUCUUCUUUUA
Brassica rapa (field mustard) is the source of this 2356-nucleotide messenger RNA. Its product is annotated as cytochrome P450 81Q32. Gene Ontology annotation, cellular component: membrane. Lineage: Eukaryota; Viridiplantae; Streptophyta; Magnoliopsida; Brassicales; Brassicaceae. Gene Ontology annotation, molecular function: oxidoreductase activity, acting on paired donors, with incorporation or reduction of molecular oxygen, NAD(P)H as one donor, and incorporation of one atom of oxygen; heme binding; iron ion binding. The record is from RefSeq and is a predicted model, not a curated record.